Messenger RNA from Culex pipiens pallens (northern house mosquito), 3010 nucleotides. It is a transcript of the gene Stam, whose product is annotated as signal transducing adapter molecule 1. Gene Ontology annotation, molecular function: ubiquitin binding; phosphatidylinositol binding. Gene Ontology annotation, cellular component: ESCRT-0 complex. The transcript has 4 exons. Bases 561 to 2594 code for a protein of 677 amino acids. The record is from RefSeq and is a predicted model, not a curated record. Gene Ontology annotation, biological process: protein transport to vacuole involved in ubiquitin-dependent protein catabolic process via the multivesicular body sorting pathway. Lineage: Eukaryota; Metazoa; Arthropoda; Insecta; Diptera; Culicidae.
CAUCACAGUCGCGCAGUCAAAAAACCAGAAAAGUCACGCAAACGUCAGACGAAGCGCUGUCGCGACAUUGCAAAUUUUUCGUUUUUACUCCGGGUUAGUUUCCGCCGCGGCAUCCGAAUCGGCCUCGAACCGCUAGCUAACGACACGGUGCACCGAACGGCGGUCAAAUUGCGCGAGGAAAAGUCGUUUUUGGGGGUGAAAUUCGCCAUCGAAAGAACAAGUUCGUUGUGUGUGCGGGUGGUGGACAAAGAGAAGUGUGAGGGAGAGGAGAAGGAAAAUCGAGCUGAUUAUUUUCUUUCUCUGGUGGAGGAGGUUCUCGAGCGAGGGGGGACACCAAAUUUGAGGUGGAGCUGUUUUUGCUUUCCUCUUGCCAAAGAAAGGAGGAGCGACGACGGCCAAAUAGAAAACAGUCCCGACCGUAGAGUCGUCAUCGUCGUCGCGCAAAACAAAGUGCGUUUUAUUUGUACGCUUCCGAGUUCCGAGCGGAAAGUCCUUGAGUCAUCCCGAGUUGCCUGAACUUCCGGAAGGUUGAGAGCGGGGGACCAGCAGCAGCGCGCACGAUGGGAAUAUUCAAAACGCCAUCCACGUUGACAGCGGACAUAGAAAAAGCGACCAACGAAAACAACACACAGGAGAAAUGGGGCCUGAUCAUGGAGGUGUGCGACAAGGUGACGAACGGUGCCGCCAGCUCGAAGGAGUGCCUCAAGAACAUCGUGAAGCGGCUGAACCACAGCGACCCGCACGUCGUCAUCCAGGCCAUCACGCUGUUGGACGCCUGCGUCAGCAACUGUGGCAAGCAGUUUCACCUGGAGAUCGCUUCGCGCGAGUUUGAAACCGAGUUUAAGAAGCUACUGCAGAAGAGUCAACCCACGGUUAAUACGCGUCUCAAGCUGUGCUUGAAAAAGUGGGCCGAGGCGGAGUUCAAGAGCGAUCCCCAGUUGAAUCUGAUUCCGUCGCUGUACCAGAAGCUCCGCUCGGAGGGGCACGACUUUAGCGAUCCGGCGACGACGCCCAAGCGGGAGCAACCUUUGAGCAAGGACCCGAACGUGGUCUCUAGUCAGCAGGAGGAGGAGGACAUUGCGAAGGCGAUUGAGCUGUCGUUGAAGGAGACUAAGGCUAGUGGUGGUAGUAGUAAUCAGUCACCGAAGAUGGCCAGCGGUGGUGGUGGUGGCGGGUCGUCGCUGUAUCCUUCGGCACUGCUAGCGACGGUGCCGGCGGCGGAAGCGAGGAAGGUUCGUGCCUUGUACGACUUUGAGGCGGCCGAGGACAACGAGUUGACGUUCCAGGCUGGGGAGAUUAUUAUGGUUUUGGACGACAGCGAUCCGAACUGGUGGAAGGGACAGAAUCAGCGCGGCGAGGGGCUGUUUCCGUCGAACUUUGUGUCGUCGGAUUUGAACGCGGAGCCUGAGCCGAGUGUGAAGAGUAAAAAAAGUGUGCAAUUUUCAGACGAGAAGAAGGAAGAGGAAGUCGGAGGGAAGGACCAAGUGGUGGAGAUCAACGAGGAGAAGAUCGACAGGUUGCUGCAUCUGCUGCACGAAGCUGACCCGGAAGAUCCGUCGACGGAUAGUGAGGAGAUGCUGAAGUUGGAGCAGUACGUGAAUCAGAUGGGACCGUUGAUAGACACGGAGUUGGAGCGGGUUGACCGGAAGCACGCUCAGUUGACACAGUUGAGCAGUGACCUGGUUGAGGCGAUAAAUUUGUACCAUACGCUGAUGCGAGAACCGGACCGCUCGAUGAUGAUGGGAAUGGGACCGUCCGGAUAUGGAGGAGGCAUGCCGGGCUUCCCCGGUCAGUCGUCAAUGCCGGCCAUGUACAACAUGCACCCGUCGAUGUACGCUGCAAAUCUACCGGGAAUGAGUUUCCCCGGAAUGGCACCACCCCCGUACGGAAUGCCCCAGCUGAGGCACGACAUGGGACAAAUGAGCGUGAGCUCGGUUCCACAGUUUCCUCCUCCGCAGCAAGCGAUGCCCUCGAUGUCUCACAAUGGACCAACCAGCUUGCCACCCCAGCAGCAGCCACAGCAAAUGCCUCCAACGGCCCAGCAACCCCCAGUCCCGGGACAUCCACCACAGCACAUGCCAAAUAUGCCGCCGAUGGUUGGACCAGGACCAGGACCACAACAGCCGGCCCCGGCCAGCGCCGCUCCGCCUCACACCAUGAUGACCAUGAGCCAUAUGCAGUCCCCGUUGCCACAGAGUUUCCCCAAUCCCACUUCGCCUCCGCCAGUCGUCAGCUCCGCGGUCGCCCCACCACAACCAACUUCGUUACCACCCCAAGGCGUACUCCCGAACCAAGCCGGCCCACGACCCAGCUUCCCCACAUACGGCCCACCUCAACAGCAACAACCACAACCCCAGCAAGCCCCGGCAACCGCUCCGCCGCCAAACGGCAUGAACCACGGUCCUCACGUUGGACCGAUGCCGCCGUUCCAGAGCUCGCCCCUCCCGCCCCAGUACAUGCAGAUGGGACCACCGGGCCACAUGCCCCACCAUCACCACAUGCUCGGCAUGAUGCCGCCUCCGGGGACGCCCCUUUCGAUCAACACCGCAACCGCUUCGCCGCAAAACAUUCCGAUCUAUCAGCAGCAACGGUAAACUUGUUUCACGACACCCAAAAAAAAAAAAAUCCUUCUCUUUCGAUUCCGGCUUCCGGGCUUCUCUUCGUGCGCAACUCCUGUACAUAAUACUAAUCUUGUAGUAGGUCAAAAGUUUCCCCCUUGCCCCACACUUUUAAGCAUCGAAUGUUGAUUUUAACUCACUCUUGCGAAGGGCUUUUAAUUAUUUUUUUUCUGUUCCAAUUCUAACUUUUAAACUUUAUUUCCGUUUUUCAAACGCACCCGUUUGAAGAGCUCCGGCCGCGAAGAAGGCAACUAAAGCGGCGGUGGGAAAGGAAGCGAAUAAAUCGAAUUGAAAAAAAGAAACCCUGUGGAAGGUUGCGAAAUCGAAGAAGGAGUGUGAAAACUGUUGCAAAAUUGCAUUGAGUUAUAAAUAAAAGAAAGUAAAACAAAAAA